UUAACAUUAAGCUAACCAUUAAUAUUUCAGAGAAAUGUUGUAUUUGUCCUGCUUAUAUGCGUUUUAAAUAGAAUAAAAACAGGUAAACAGCUGUGAUAUUUGGUGUGAACUGUGUGUUCUGAUGGAGGCAGGAACCGACAGGGCGGAACCUUUAUGCGGGAGCGCUGUUUCCAGAGGAAGCGGUGAAGUUCAGCAUGCUUUAGCACAGUGAGGUGUAAACAUGGAGCAGCUGCGUGUGUUGGAGCUGUACAGCGGCAUUGGGGGGAUGCAUUAUGCUCUUACAGAGAGCUCAGUGCCUGCUGAAGUGGUGGCUGCAGUGGAUGUAAACACGACAGCCAAUGAAAUCUAUAAACACAACUUCCCAAACACAUUACUCCUACCCAAGACCAUUGAAGGAAUGACAUUAAAUGAUUUCAAUAAACUUGAUUUUGAUAUGAUAUUGAUGAGUCCUCCUUGCCAGCCGUUUACAAGGAUUGGAUUACAGGGCGAUGUGUCUGACCCCAGAACAAAAAGCUUUCUCUACAUUUUAGAACUUCUGCCAAGGUUGAACAAACUGCCACGCUUCAUUCUGCUGGAGAAUGUAAAAGGGUUUGAGACUUCUUCUGCAAGAGAUGCUUUGAUAAAGACACUGAAGGAAUGUGAAUACAGUUUUCAGGAGUUAAUGGUCUCACCCACAAGUCUAGGAAUACCAAAUUCAAGAUUGCGUUAUUUCCUUAUUGCCAAGGCAUCCACAGGUUCAUUAUCAUUUCAGACAACAUCAGAGAUUCUAGAGGGUUUUCCAAAAACAUCUUCCAGUGAUGCCACAGGCACUCCCACAAUUUCAAAUACUCACUCUGCUUCCCUGAGUAGUAACAUGAGUGAUAACAAGGAUAUCAUCUAUAAGCUAGAAACAGCUCAGGACCUAGAGAGGAAGAGAAGUCAAAACAGUGAGGAGAGCAUCAGGAGACUACAGGACUUCCUGGAGGAGGAAGGACAAGAAACAGACAUGGACCACUAUCUGCUGCCCCCCAAAACCCUGCUUAGAUACGCCAUGCUCAUGGACAUUGUCAGCCCAACCUGCAGGAGAUCAGUCUGCUUCACCAAAGGAUAUGGACAUUAUGUGGAGGGAACUGGCUCUGUUCUGCAGUCCUGCUCAGACGUUGAACUGGAGAGUGUAUUUAAGUCACUGGAAGGUCUGUCUGAAGAGGAGAAACUGAAGCAGCUCUCCCGACUAAAGCUCAGAUACUUCACACCCAGAGAGAUAGCCAACCUGAUGGGGUUCCCCCCACAUUUCACUUUUCCACCAAAUAUCUCCAUAAAGCAGCAGUACCGGGUCCUGGGAAACAGUCUAAAUGUUCAUGUAGUGGCCAAACUCAUCAGUCUUCUGGUGUCGUGACAUGCUUUUUGUGCUCUGCCACAGUUAAUGAGGUGAGGCGGGAAAGACCACAACUGGGAUUAUCUGAAGCUAAUCCUGAGAGACAUUUUGUUUUGUUUGUUUUAUAUUAUGUGAAUUAAAAUUGUACAUUUUCAAACAAAAUAA
This is a messenger RNA of Astyanax mexicanus (Mexican tetra), 1519 nucleotides long. It is a transcript of the gene trdmt1, whose product is annotated as tRNA aspartic acid methyltransferase 1. The record is from RefSeq and is a predicted model, not a curated record. Gene Ontology annotation, molecular function: methyltransferase activity. NCBI's taxonomy places the organism in Eukaryota, Metazoa, Chordata, Actinopteri, Characiformes, Acestrorhamphidae. The coding region runs from base 221 to 1375 and encodes 384 amino acids. The transcript is spliced from 10 exons.